This is a messenger RNA of Neltuma alba, 804 nucleotides long. RefSeq lists its product as uncharacterized. Bases 136 to 804 code for a protein of 222 amino acids. The record is from RefSeq and is a predicted model, not a curated record. The transcript has 3 exons. Lineage: Eukaryota; Viridiplantae; Streptophyta; Magnoliopsida; Fabales; Fabaceae.
ACUCCCGAGCUCCAAAAUGCACAGCACAGAACCACUAUUCUUGCACCCCGCUCUGACACCUGAUCUAUCCUCCCGGCUUCUUAUGCAAACAUUCAACUAAAUAUAGAUAGUGCGAGCUUCUGAUUCUGCUCAUUCAUGGCUCAACAGGAUGAGGGAUGGCCUUUCGGCUUACAGCCAUUGAAUGCGAGGAUUGGUUUAGCUGGAAACCGUGACAAUUCUGGUUCUGUCUCAUUCAACACCGCUGUCACGGGUUCUCCUUCUUUCUCUUCUUCUACAGAUUCUUCUUCAGAUUUAGACACAGAGUCAACUGGGUCAUUUUUCCCGGACAAGAGUAGGACGCUUGGGAGCCUGAUAGGCGUGUCAAGCAUUUUGGAGCUAUCGAGAAGAUCACUGAGAGGGGUAAAGACACAAGUGUUGAAGAGAAAGAAGGGAGAGAAAUCCAAUUGGAGGUCAUGGUUAGGGCGUUCAUGCUGGAGGACCAACCAUGAUGCCGGCAAUGAAGGGAAGGAGAAAAAUGUUGCGUCACUUGGCCAUUUUCUAGCUGAGGAAAGAAAAGCAACUAUUGAGAACAGAAGGAACCAAAGCAUCCCCAUAUAUGGACCUGACGAUGACUUUGUAUUGGCUCAAACCCAAAACACGGGACAAUCAAAUUCUCUGUUUGUUAACGGCAACGUUGCUCCCCCCAACUGGGUGCAUCCAAGGAGAGAAAGGAAACGAGGGGGAUCAACACAAAUCAAUCGUUUUGGCUCCCUUGCGGCCUUGUUUUCCUUUGCCUGUGUGCGUGCACAAUCUGCCCCAGCCUAA